UUUGAAACCGGAAAAUCAAAUGCUUGUGAUCUUUACUCCUACAAUUUCUCACUCAGCCUCUAACCUAAAAAGUAUGCCCGUCGUGCCAUCAAUCACGCGCCUGAACUAGCUCGAUAAAGAGUUCUACCGACGCUGCUUCUGCUCGAUCAGCUCGUUCGUCCGCGGCUCUUCCAAUUUUUCUGCUGCUCUUCGAGUUCUGCCGCUGCCGCUACACUUCCGUCGCCGCUGCAUUUCUGUCGCUGCUUCUCUACUCAGCUUGAUGUUAUAAGAUCAAACAAGCAGCACAAAGAAAGCAGCAUUAAAUGGCAAAUGCUAAUCGAGAACUACAGCGCGAUCUUGAAAACAAAGCCAAUGAUCUCAGUAAACUCCAAAAAGAAAUUGCAAAGAAUCACCAAGUUAGGAAAAAGUACACCGUCCAGCUUGGCGAGAAUGAGCUCGUCCUCAAGGAGUUGGAUUUGUUAAAUGAUGGCGCUAAUGUUUACAAGUUGAUUGGUCCGGUACUAGUGCAACAAGAUUUAGCUGAGGCCAAUGCUAAUGUUCGCAAGAGAAUCGAUUAUAUCUCAGCUGAAUUGAAGCGACUUGAUGCAUCUCUUCAAGACUUGGAAGAAAAACAAAAUAGCAAGAGAGACGUGGUUCUCAAGUUACAACAAAGGAUCCAAUCUCUCCAGGCUGGAAAGGCCAAGGCAUGAUUUGGGAUGAUUGUUCACUUCUGUUGUUGUUGGCUUCAUUAGCUGUAGCAUCUCUCCUCAGAGAGUAUUUUAUAGGUACUAUCUUCUUUUUAUGAAGUAAUGGUGUUUUGGUUUUUCAUUUUGAGAUGGAAAAAUUAUAUCAGUGGUGCUUUUUUUAGUCCACGAACUUUCAGCUCUUCUUAAUUAGUAUUUUAACUUUUGAAAUCAUUUCAAAUGAGUGCAAACCAGUCUUGUUAUUAUAAAGAUAUUAGCGUUUUGUCAAUUUAA
This is a messenger RNA of Mercurialis annua (annual mercury), 956 nucleotides long. Its product is annotated as prefoldin subunit 6. The transcript is spliced from 6 exons. Gene Ontology annotation, molecular function: protein-folding chaperone binding. The coding region runs from base 303 to 689 and encodes 128 amino acids. Gene Ontology annotation, cellular component: prefoldin complex; cytoplasm. The record is from RefSeq and is a predicted model, not a curated record. Gene Ontology annotation, biological process: protein folding; chaperone-mediated protein complex assembly. Lineage: Eukaryota; Viridiplantae; Streptophyta; Magnoliopsida; Malpighiales; Euphorbiaceae.